UACUGUCCCCGCAUUUCUUUUACAUUUUUUUUCUUUACGCUGCAUGGACAGUUAAUCAAGUGCGCCUCGCUUCCUUUGCGCGGGUGUCCUCACUCAGUUGCUUCACCGGUCCCUCCGUCACUCCCUCCCUCUUCUCCAGCUUCAACAUUUGUGAAGUGGCUGCCUCACCCGGUCGGACCGGAGGCCGUCUGGUCUCUGAUCUGGUCUGUGGAGUCACCGGAGACUCGACGCGCUCCGUCGGGGCCAGGUUGUGCGCCUCACGGAUCAGACCCGAGCCACCCCGAGCUCUAGCAAUGGAGAUGAUGGAGGGAGACGUUAUGGACAAGCUGGAGGACAUGUCCUCGGUGUACGACUUCGACCCGAUCACCGGCAACAUCCCCGCUACCAAAGUAGAAAUCACCGUCUCCUGCAGAAAUCUGCUGGAUAAAGACACAUUCUCCAAGUCAGAUCCAUUAUGCGUGCUCUAUACACAAGGUGUGGAAACCAAACAGUGGAGAGAGUUUGGCAGAACGGAGGUGAUAGACAACACCCUAAACCCAGACUUUGUUAGAAAGUACAUCUUGGACUACUUUUUUGAGGAGAAGCAGAACCUUCGCUUCGACUUGUAUGAUGUGGACUCCAAAAGUCCAGACCUGUCCAAACAUGACUUUUUGGGUCAGACGUUCUGUACUCUCGGUGAGAUUGUUGGAUCACCAGCCAGUCGACUGGAGAAACCACUGGGGGGGAUCCCAGGGAAGAAAUGUGGUACUAUCAUCCUGUCUGCAGAGGAGCUGAGCAAUUGUCGAGACAGUGCCACUAUGCAGUUCUGUGCCAACAAGCUGGACAAGAAGGACUUUUUUGGCAAGUCUGACCCAUUCAUGGUCUUCUACAGAAGCAACGAGGACGGAACGUUUACUAUCUGCCAUAAAACAGAGGUGGUGAAGAACACAUUAAAUCCAGUGUGGCAACCUUUCACCAUCCCAGUACGAGCACUCUGCAACGGAGACUACGACAGAACAAUCAAGGUGGAGGUGUAUGACUGGGAUCGGGAUGGGAGCCAUGAUUUCAUUGGGGAUUUUACAACCAGCUACCGAGAGCUAGCUCGAGGGCAGAGCCAGUUCAAUGUGUAUGAGGUAAUUAAUACCAAGAAGAAAAUGAAGAAAAAGAAAUAUGUCAACUCUGGAACAGUAACCCUGCUCUCAUUCUCAGUGGAGUCAGAGUUCACAUUCUUAGAUUACAUCAAAGGAGGGACACAGAUCAAUUUCACUGUGGCCAUCGAUUUCACAGCAUCUAAUGGUAACCCCUCUCAGUCCACUUCGCUGCACUACAUGAACCCAUACCAGCUGAACGCCUACGCCAUGGCCCUGAAGGCAGUCGGGGAGAUCAUUCAGGACUACGACAGUGACAAGAUGUUCCCCGCUCUGGGCUUUGGAGCCAAACUGCCCCCUGAUGGGCGGGUGUCACACGAGUUCCCACUGAAUGGGAACAUGGAAAAUCCGUACUGCAAUGGUAUCGAAGGCAUCUUAGAGGCAUACCACCAGAGUCUAAAGACAGUGCAGCUGUAUGGGCCCACUAACUUCGCUCCUGUAGUGAACCAUGUGGCCAGGUAUGCAGCAGCGGUGCAGGACGGCUCUCAGUACUUUGUGCUCCUCAUCAUCACAGACGGCGUCAUUUCCGACAUGGCCCAGACCAAAGAGGCCAUUGUAAAUGGUGCCAAGCUUCCCAUGUCCAUCAUCAUAGUCGGAGUGGGUCAGGCUGAGUUUGACGCUAUGGUGGAGCUGGAUGGCGAUGACAUCAGGAUCUCAUCCCGAGGGAAGCUGGCAGAAAGAGACAUUGUUCAGUUUGUUCCCUUCAGAGAUUAUAUGGACCGGACAGGCAACCACGUGUUGAGCAUGGCACGGCUCGCCAAAGACGUGCUAGCAGAGAUCCCCGACCAGUUCAUCUCGUACAUGAAGAGCCGAGGGAUCAAACCCAACCCGGCUCCGCCUCCCUACACACCACCUGGACACACACACCACCACACGCAGAUCUGAAGACCCCUGAGGACUGACCGCAUGCAGCAGCCACUCAAGAGUCCAGUGGGAACUCUCUACCUCCUGUUUUUUGGUGCAAACAGGAGACAACGCACCAGGAAGUGGGUGUUGAAUUUUGUGCCGUAUCCUCCCAGUGACUAUUGGAGCAACAUUUUGUUUUUGUUUUGUUCUGUUUUUUUAAAAUCGUUUUUGUUUUUCUGUGAUAUAUUCAUUUGGCGAGUUUCUCUUGAAGAGAGGCUAGCAGUCUUUCCAGGACUUGUUGGUGAAAGCCUUUUAAUCAACACUGAGGCAGUGACUGUUUCACAUCUAAUUUGACAGCAAGUUGGUUCAAAAAGGUCAUGUUGUGGUUAAAACUUGUGCCUGUCUGUGGUUGUUUCUCUAAAUGUAUCAGGACAUGUGAACUUUGACCUAAAGCCUUGCUUGUCAGUCAUUUGUGUGGCCUAAUACAGUAAUAUUUCUUAGGCACCUUUUCCCUUCUGGAAUUAGUUUUUUAUAUUUGUGGGAUUAUCUCCACAUCUGCUGAUGCAUCAGUUGCAAUGGAGGAAAAACUAAAGGUGUGUAGUUUACAGUUUACUUUUAACAUUAAUUAGGCUUUUCAUACCAUGAGGUAUCACCUCCUACCUUCUUUAUUAAGUAAAUGUUUAUAAGAGCAUGUUGUAUGAGAAUUUAAUUGCCCAUAUCCAGUAUAUUUAUUCUCGAAUGUUAUUCAGAGUGGCAUGGACAUUUGAUAGAUCUGUUUUGAGUACCAUAAACUUAAUCAAUUUUGAAGUGGUCACUAAUUAUUUUCAAGCGAUUGCAUAUAAAAAGCACAACCUGUCUCUACACCAAGAUUUAUGAUGAUGCUAUCAUAUUUAAUCCUUGAGUGCUGCUAUUCAUUAUUUCUGAACAGAACCCAAUUUAUUCAUGUAAGUCAAAUAUCUUUGUACUGCAUUUGUACUGCAGCUGCAAUUCAACAUAAUAUAUUAUUUACAACAGGCAUGUUCAGGGUUCUCACAGAUAGAUUCCCAUCACAGAGGAUGUUGCACAAGCAUUAACCAGUAAAUCAGAACCACUUUUAACCAUUUUAUAAUCCACAAGUUUACUGAUUUUGUAACAUAUCAAUGCAAAAUAUAUUAGCACCUAAAGAAAAGACAGAAAUUUAAAAUGUGUAAAAGAGAGAGAAAAAUGACACAAAAUAUAAUAAAACAUACCCUAAUUACUAUCCAAGGCUGAAUUACCAACCAAGAAAAGCAACCCAGAAUCCGACAGGUUCACUAUAGGCAAUUACUUGAAGUAAUUUGAUUAAUUGCCAUUUUCUGGUAAUACACACCAUUAAUGCACAGUAUAAAGAGAAAUAACAAGAGCCUUAAGGUGAUGAUUUUUAGCUAAUCUUGAUGGUCUGACCUGUCUGUAAUGGGGCAUUAUGUCAAAAUCUGGUCUUAAUACCCUUAUUUCUGUUCAUUCAAAAUAUCACAAUCUAACUGACACAGCAGUGGUGCAGGAUGGCAUUAAGAUGUAGAAACAUUUAUGUAGUAUUUCUACAUUGGAGUACUGACCUGCCCCUCAGGAAACUGAAAGUGGCUGGUGACUGAAAGGGCCCUUGGCUCAUUUUUGCUCCGUGGCCCAGUAGUAGGUUAAUACGGCCCUGGUACUAUCCCAAAAACACCACUUCUGCAACCCAGACACUCCUGUGUCUCUACAGCUACAGGAUUUAUGUUCAUUACAGUCACGACAUUAGUAAUUCUUUCAUGUGUAAACACAUUAACAGUCUGUCUAUGCCACAGGGUAAAGAUAGAUGGUUUUGUGCUAAACAUUGUUUGGCUUUCUGUGGCCUCCUACCAUCAGUGACGUCAGCUCAGUGUGAAGAAACAAAAACAAACUGGGUUCCAUGUAGCAAAUCCAAUUUUACCGCAUCAGUAACGAAGCCUGUAAUUCGAGAUUCAUCCAUGCACAAUGAUGCAACAACAAUCCCUGACAGUUCUGUGAUGUGCUGCCUGACAAAAAUCCAGAGAUCAUAAAAAUGAAGAAAAUUAAAGGAUUAGAUCCAUGUAAAUGCAUCUCUUCCUCUUGAUCAGUAAGCCCACAGGGUACAUACAGUGAGCAGUAUUAUAUUUAACAGCCACAAGGAGAGCAGAGGUUUUGAUAAAAGUACAGAAUUCAAUGUAUGACUCAGAUCUACUUUAAGCCUUGUACUUAAAGGGACAGGACACCCUAAAUUUAUGAAAAUCAUUAAAUAGAUGAAGAAAACUGGAAGCAUAACUAGGGAUUUUCAUUGGAUGAAGAUCCUUCAUUUUCCACUUUCAGUUUAUUCUAAUGCUGAAAUAUCUCAACAGCUAUACUAACAGCAGAUUGUUGGUUCAAACAUUCAUGGUUCACAAAGGAUGAAAUGUAUUUAUGACCAAAUACUUUCAAAAACUAAUAACAUACAGAUCAGCCUCAGCUCUACUUUGUGCUUAGCGCGUGUUAGCAUGCUAACACAUUAAAUAUGAUGAGGAACAUUACCUGCUAAACAUCAGUCUAUUAGCAUUGUCAUUGUGAGCUGAUGUUACAAUUUAACUCCAAUCAACGCUUUCACUUAAACUUAAUGGUCUUUGCAUACAGGGAGUUUUUCUGUGAUUAGUUCACAUGUCAGUAUAUUUUGUAUAAUAACUGCUGUUUUUGUCAUGGGUACUCAUGCAAAAAAACAAUAUUAUUACACGCAGGAUCAGCUACUUUGUAUUAGCAGAUGACUACUUGGCAUUUUCAUGUGGUUCAUUCGUCACACCUCCAGUGUGUAAAAAUAUUUACUUCCACUUGUUUUUCGAUGUUUGUGCUCUUUCACAGCAGCCAUUGUUCCUCUCUUAUUAUUCCAGAUUCACUUGGUUUUGUUUGUUUGUCCCUUAACCUUCAUGUUCCCCUCACUAGUGUAGAGAGCAAAGAAAUGCAAAAACAAUGUUACAAUGAUGAUAAUGGGCUGUAAAAGGUGUCCUUUCCUUUUAAACCGACAAGAUAAGGCAGAGGCAUAAUUAAUCUGAGCUGAAAAGGUUCUAUUCUGAUGUCUAAUGUAGCAAACUAAAGGCCUUAAUGGCGUGAAAGGCAGUCACUCCAUCUCAUUUAGUCCUGUAUUGAAAAGCAGUUCAGGUGGAUAACUAUGGCUCUAAGUUAAAUAGAUAAUGGUGGUCAAAAUGGCAAACAGCAAUUUGCUUGUAGGUUUUUGUAUAGCAUAUGAGAGUCAACAGUUGAAAAGAUAAGAGUGGAUAUUUGUUCUGAAUGUAAAGUGCAAUGCUAACAGCUGGUUUGCAUCUAGAUCCCAUCAGCACUUUAUCCUCAAAAAGGAGUGCUUCUUGUAUAUGUUUGAUAUAUUUUCGGGAAUAUUGCUGUAUUGAAGAUAUUUAUUUAUUUUUGGAGUGUGUAUGAACAAGCCAUCGCUCCUGCUGUGUCCACGUCAACACAGUAACUUCAUCUCCCCUUAAAGCCUUGACUUAUACUGGCGUGAUAGAUCGACUGCAUGUUUUCUCCAGGUGCAAUGAGAGUGUUUUUACUCACGGUGCCGCCAUCUGUAAAAUAGGAACCAGCCCAGCCAGAUUACAUGCAUGUCAGUGCCAAACAUGGCAGUAAGCUCUGUGGACUGUUUGCUAUUUCUUCUCUCUUGUGCCUGGUUCUCCAAACAUUUCUCGUCUCACCAGUGGUUGAAAAAACUGUAGCUAAUGAGCAUGUUACAGUUAACACAUUUUCUACAUUAAUUUUUUUUUUGUCUAAUCCCACAGUUUCUCUUUGUUGUUUAUAUCUCUUGAGUUUUCUGGUUUGCAUGACUCCCUGCUUUCCUUUAAAAGGGUUUUUAUUGUACAUGAUUAUUGUCAUAUGGUGGGUUGUGAAAUGCUUUGUAUUGGAUUGCCUUAAAUGAAAAUUAAUUAAAAAAUGACUACUUUU
Lates calcarifer (barramundi perch) is the source of this 5900-nucleotide messenger RNA. RefSeq names its product copine Vb (gene cpne5b). The record is from RefSeq and is a predicted model, not a curated record. Gene Ontology annotation, cellular component: plasma membrane. Lineage: Eukaryota; Metazoa; Chordata; Actinopteri; Centropomidae. Gene Ontology annotation, molecular function: calcium-dependent phospholipid binding. Gene Ontology annotation, biological process: cellular response to calcium ion.